GUCGCGCAAUUAAAGCGGGUCAGAGGAUGCCACAUGCAAUAUGCUGCAUUCCUGUUUGGUGAAGCCCGAGAAAAAAGCCAUCAAGUUGUCGCCGGUUGUUGAUUAUGCGCGCGGGGAGCGAGUCCUGGUCCGAGUGGGAACAGAAGCUGAAGGAAGCUGAUGAUGAUGAUGGUGAUGAUGCUGCGCCUCCCCAAAUCCCUGAGCUGAAUCCCAGUGAGACCGUGGCACUUCCCUGCGUGCAUGAGUGUGAGGGUGUGAGUGUGUGUGUGAGUGAGAGCAAGUGAGCGUCAGCGCUCCCACAUGGCCUCCAUGCAGGACGGGCUAAACUUCACGGCUCCUCCCUACGGCAAGGUCCUGCUGCUGGGUGCUAUCGCUGCUGCCUCAGCCUUCGUUGUUACGAUCCUUAUUGUGGUGCUCUGUGUGGGCUGCCAGAGGAAGGGAAAGACACACAAUGUCUCCGGUGAAGGUGGAAAACAUCGUCUCAUGGACAUGGGAAUACUCAGGCAGUCGAAGCUGCGGUCCAUCAGUAAAUCAGACACAGAGAUGAACAAGAUGAACUGCAAUGGCAAAAAGGCGUCUAAAACGAAACGUCCAGCCAGCAUGGACCCUCUGCUGCUGCCCUGCCACCGGUCUAACUCUGACCUUCGUUCUCAAGGCAGGCAGCUUCCCCAGAUCCCUUCAGGGACUGGAGAGGAUGGAGAGCACACUUACUCUGAGGUGGGCAGAAGCUCUUCAGCCACACGUACUGACGAUGCCCUCUACGCCAUGGUAGGCAGGGCUGGUCAGACGGACACUCCUGCCCCUCCGGCUGUCCCGGCGAACACGCCGGCGCCCCCGGACCCAGACGGAGAUGUGGAAGGGGGGCUGCCUGAACCCGAGGCCCAGGUCAUGACUCCGCCUCAUCCUCCGGAGACGGCCGAGUACGCCUGUGUCAGGAAGUUGAGGAAGGUGGACAAGGCGCCUCAAAAGAGGGACAGCGGGACCGACAUGGGGGAGCCACCUGCGCCGCCUCCACGACACGCCCCGCCGACACACCCCGCCCCUCCUCCGCCACACCCUCAUAGCACAAAGUUGCCGCGAAGAAACAUGGAUGCCUUUAAUGUCCCAUCAUUCCCAAAGGAAGUGAUGUUUAUGGGCAACGGAGAGCAGUAUAUCUGGAAGCCUCCAGAGGAUGAGGACAUGCUCAUGCUGCAAAAUAAAGCCCUGGGCCCAGUGGGUGCUCACACGGUGGAGAAUAUACAACCGUCUGCUGCUGCGGUGGCUGAGAUGUACUCAAAGGUGUGUAAACCAGGGAAGAAGAAAAGAGCUGUACCUGGGUCUCCUCCAGCCAAUCUUGGCUUCCGGACCUUGGGGCGCGGUGACCGGGACGGGGGGUUUAGCGUAGUGGUCAAACCGCAGACGUGGGCUCCUCAGGAGGGGAAAGCAGUCGCGGGGCCCCUUGACGACCACUGCUACGAGUCCAUUGGGACAGAGGAAUGUGACCCAGCCUAUGAGAACGUGGAGAGUGGCGGCGGCUGGAAGCGGGAGAGGCCCCCCAACACGUGUGCCACACUGCGGCCGAGGAGGAAGAAGGCCCAGCAGCCCUUGCAGCAGCAGCAGCCUCCUCCGCCACCACCAACGCAGCAGACCCCCAAGUUACAGCACCUGCCUGCCAAAGCCCUGCUGCUGCCGGGGGAGAACCUGUACGAGAGCAUCGGCGACCUGAAGCACGGCUCCACCACAUCCAGCACCACCACCAUUUUCACUUUCAACGACGGCAUGGAGAUGUACGUAACAGGGCUCUGAGGUGGUGGCUGCACUGUGAUCCCCCCCCCCCACCAACUGUCCUUCCAACACAAGGAGCUGAGCGAACACCACCACAAGGAGUGACGGCUGAGCCCUUGUCAUGCUCACCUACACAUACUGUUUACAUUCAAGUUAUAACGUCACACCUUUCACAGGCUCCAGAGGCCUCGGGGCAGUAAUGUUGACCUGUUAUGACCUGGGCUGAAUACAAAGUCCAGUCUAUAAACCUUAUAAGGAAUCCAAAGGUAGUGAAGAAUAAAUGAGCACAAGACCAUUGCAGAGCAAUCUAAUGGUAACAGUAGCACUUCUGUUUUACCGACACAUGAUGUGCAAAGCACAAUAAAGUAAAAAUGCCUAAAUUCUUCCUCAAUUCUAGCGGGUAAACAUAGUCAUUUAUAUUAUUAUAUGGUCCGAGAGCAGGACUCUUAUUUGGGGAAAAGGCACAGCAUUGUGAGAAAUCAUUAUUGUUGGCACUUAUCAUGAGCAGGGCUUUCUCUGUCGUUGGUCAAGAUGUUAUCCAGAGCCGAAUUUAAAUGAUAUAAGGGAACGAAUUACUAAUCAAAAAAAUACUUGAAAGCUCAGGGACCAAGAGAAACAAUUAUGAGAGUAUUAUAAUUAAAAUUGCACACAUUUUUGCAUUCCUCCAAAAGGCUUUGACUAAUUUUGACCAUUUUCAUGUAAAAAAGAAAAACAACAACAGAUUCUUCCCUCAUGUUUUUGUCUCAUAAGACAGACUGAACACUGUCUCCACUGCCGUCUGUAAAUGAUGUGUUUUUCCUUUGUCGAUCCUGUUUCUGCACUUUGCCUGCUACAAAUUGCAUGCUUAAAAAAAAAAAAAAAUGAAGAUAGAGAAAAAAAAAGAAACAAAAAAAUCAAAAUCAUGUCAUGUAGUACCUCUGUAUGAACGUUUUUUUUAUGUUUUUUUUUCUAUUGUUGUUUGCUGUUUUUUUUUUUUUCUUUCAGUGUGUUUAUUUCUCUGAAGAGCACAAAGCCAGUGAGAUGACGGAUGUCCUGGGCUCGGUGGGACGCAGUGGGACUCUGUGGAGCAGAGAGGAGUGUUCAUUUUGUCUCCUCUUGUGUCUGCAACACACUCGCACACACACACACACACACACACGGUGUGGAUGAAACAAGACUAAAGAGAACUGCUCGGGUUGUAAUUGUGGAGACAGUCCAUUCAACACACCCCCCUCCCUCCCCCCCUCUGCUCAGUCCUCACUCAUAUCUGUGGACCGCUCCAUCCUCGUAGUCUCUGCCUUGUGGUCACACGAGUCUGCUCGUGGUUUUUAACCGUCGUGCAGAGCUGGAGAAACUACAAUAGAACUGACGUGUAUAAGUCCAUCAAUGAACACUCUCUCCUCCUCUCUCUGUUAUCAGUGUUUAAAAAAUAAAAAAUAAAUAAAAGAAGAAAAUGUGAAGAAAAACAUUUACUGAGCAUAAAAGCAUCACCAUGAGGAUAAUAAACACAAAGAAUCACAGCCCAGUCCUGGAGAAGUCAAUGACAAACAAGUUCAUUCGACCAAAUAUCCCCAGGAAACAAUGUGAUUAUUAUUACUGUAUGUUGAUGCAACGUGUAUGUACAUUACAAAAGAGAAAGAAUAAUAAAUAUAUCAUCAGUGUCAAGAAAUCUAUCUUUUUCUAUUAUGUUUAACUGUGUUUUGGAAUGACCUAUCUUGUGACACAAACUGCAAACCAGCUGCAAUGUAAAUUUCAGUGUAUUCCGUUUGUUGUUUUUGAAGCCAUGACGCUACAGUGUUUUGUUUUUUUCUUAAAUUAUUAUUAUUAUAUUUUUUUUUUUCUGGAAAACCCCAGCUAAGUUAAAUGUGGCAGCUAAUGUUGUGUGUUUGCUAUUCAGACUACAGGGUCUUGUACUCAAAAAGCGUGUAAUUAAGUGCUAAGUGCAAAAGAUUGUAAUGUUUUAUAUCAAGAAUACUAUUCAUGAAAUGUCAGUCAAGUUUAUACUUUUGUAAUAAAGUGGCACUUUAAAAAAAAAAAAAGCGGUUUAUCUCAUA
Messenger RNA from Solea solea (common sole), 3797 nucleotides. RefSeq lists its product as uncharacterized. The transcript is spliced from 7 exons. The coding region runs from base 301 to 1785 and encodes 494 amino acids. Gene Ontology annotation, biological process: negative regulation of T cell activation; T cell receptor signaling pathway; intracellular signal transduction. Lineage: Eukaryota; Metazoa; Chordata; Actinopteri; Pleuronectiformes; Soleidae. The record is from RefSeq and is a predicted model, not a curated record. Gene Ontology annotation, cellular component: plasma membrane; membrane raft.